Messenger RNA from Colletotrichum phormii, 1175 nucleotides. RefSeq lists its product as uncharacterized. The transcript has a single exon. The coding region runs from base 80 to 718 and encodes 212 amino acids. Lineage: Eukaryota; Fungi; Ascomycota; Sordariomycetes; Glomerellales; Glomerellaceae. The record is from RefSeq and is a predicted model, not a curated record.
GAGCUGGUCUGUCAAAUUGAUAGUUGAUCAAGUAUUUUGUUGGGGAAACUUGCUCAAAAACUAAUAAAAAAAUUAAGGGAUGAAGUCAGUCGUUCUCUUCGGCCGCCCUCAGCUUCGGACCUUGGGCCCAAGUAAUUCCUCCGAGUGGCGCCGCGAUAUAAUUCGGUCUUCGAGCGGCGGCCCGAAGUCAAGCGUAGCGGGUCCCGGGCCCGGCUCCGCAGCUUACAGGCGCACGAUGGAUGCACUAUGUACUUGCGGUUUAUUUGGGCCGUUGCGCCGUAGCAGGGCCGAUAGGCUGGGCCCAACAUCAGAUCAUGUCGAAUGGUGCGCCUCUUUCCUUUCCCUCCCCUCCCCCCUUUUGCGUACGAUAACAACAAGAAGGGGCGGUCAGGGAAAACCGGAAGUGAAGCUACAACCCCCAUGGAACUGUCUGAGUCGUAACAGUGCAUCGUCGCUGAUCCUUGAGGUUCCAAGCUCAUGUCAUGGUCUUAUGUUGGCUCAAAGCAGGAUGCGAAGGUUCCAAGUUCGGCUAAAAUGUGAAUUCGUACGGAUAAGGAGCGUGGGAGGGUGGGAGACAGCAUGGCACGCCGCAGAAUCCCGACGAGAUGGGCGCAGAUCCCAUGCUGUCAACGGUUGCGUACCUCGCCAAGUUGCCAGCCGGGCAGCGGGCUUGCCUCACGGGCAGGAACAAGGGUCGGUUGGUCCUGACGUGUUCUAGGCCUUAUGCUGCCCAGAACUGUCACUUUUCUCUUCUGCACUCUCUCUCCCAAAGGACCCACAAACCACGUACGGAUACGGAUGCACAGUACGGAUACGCACACCUUCUUCCCUGUUCUGCCCUGAACGCGAGCAACUUUAUUAUCGUCCCAUUCCAUUGUCUCACUAUCCGUAAAAUGUUGCCUUAUGUCGAAUAGUGACAGGGUACCAAAAUAAAUCCUUUUUUCCCUCAGAUAUCUGGGACCUCACCUCACCUCACCUCACAUCCGGAGCCCCCCGGUCUAGUCCGGCUUGAGCCCGGUGUAUUGGUGACCGCAACCUGUGGCGUGUUCCAUUACAUCACCGUUGACUGUGUCUCCUUACUCGGUGCAAUACACCGUUGUCUGCUCGCCUUCUACCGUAUUCUGAGCCGCACUACGACGGGUAACAACGCUAUCAUCUCGCGUCUUUUUCCGUCU